AUGGAAUUAAACCUUCCAGUCGAUCUAUACCGAUGCAUUGUAGAGCACUACUCCCAGGAGGAUCGCGGGACGCUUCUCUCCUUGAUGCUCACAUCGCGUGCAUUCAACUAUGAAGCAGAGCGUAUCCUGUAUCGAUCGUUCAACAACUUCUGCAAUAUCACCACACAAAAGCUCUUUCUCAACCGCGUAAUUUCGUGUCCACGCGUCGCCAAAUUCGUCCGGAGCUACAAGCUCUUCAUCACCUUCACUAUCGAAUCAUUAUCGGAAUUUCUGACGCUUUUACAUACCGCUUUUCUUGCAUUUGACGAGCUCAAGUACCUCGGGUUUCGAACCCUGGGAGGCUCGUCCGCUGCACAGAUCCUCGCAGGGUGCACGUUCCAGCUCGAGGAGCUUGACUGGGAUUGCUCUUGCGAUGAAGACCUUAUCAAAUUUCUGUCGACACAGAAAUCACUCAAGUCAUUUGUGAGCUGCUGGGAUCCCUUCCCGUAUUCCUCCACCACGUUCCUUCCUGGGCGGAAGAUUACGAAUCUGGACUGGAUACCAGACCUUGAUGAUCCGGAACCAGACCCUGCCCUUCUUGCUGAUUCUCUGGCCAAUGUCCGUACGAUGACGUUUGGAGGUUACUUCAUGCGUCCAAAUCUGUCCACCAUAGCUCAGUAUCUCAGUCAAGUCAGAAACUUGGAGUUGAGGGGGGUGCAGGCAGACGACUUGGACUGUGUCCAUCUCAUGCCCAAUUUAGAGGUGUUUAAGAUUUCUAUGCGGCCCGUUCUUGGAUUAUCGAUCCUCCGGAGUGACCACAACGCCGUAGUCAUCAAACUGUUCAGCGGGUGUGCCAAAUUAGAGGUCAUCACCAUCGCUUCUAGAAAGCACGACUUCUGGACGCAAGAUUACAGGAAGUGGACCCGGAAGGACUUUACGGCUCAUAACGGGGAGGGGACCAUUCCGUGGACGGAUAUCCCGUAUGUUCGUCCUCAGGCUGUUUCACGAGUCACUAUUGUGGAGGCUACGACGUAUGAUCCAAGCCCCAGCUCAUGA
This is a messenger RNA of Desarmillaria tabescens, 1035 nucleotides long. RefSeq lists its product as uncharacterized. Bases 1 to 1035 code for a protein of 344 amino acids. The record is from RefSeq and is a predicted model, not a curated record. Lineage: Eukaryota; Fungi; Basidiomycota; Agaricomycetes; Agaricales; Physalacriaceae. The transcript is spliced from 5 exons.